CAGCUGCACAUUUCCCUUUGGAUCAUCAUUCCUUGGUGAUCAAGCCUCUCAAUUCUUCAUUACUUUUCAAAUUAUUCUCCGAUUUCUAUACGUAAAUUGAUCGGUUUUCGGAAAAACCGUGGCUUUGAAAACAUGGUUAUGGCUAAAGAGGGUUUAUCUGACCAGAGGUUGCCGCCGGGGUUUAGGUUCCACCCGACGGACGAGGAGCUGGUCCUGUAUUACUUGAAGAGGAAGAUCUGCCGGCGGCGAAUUCUCACCGAUGUUAUCGGCGAAACUGACGUCUACAAGUGGGAUCCGGAUGAUUUGCCUGAGCUAUCUAAGUUGAAGACUGGGGACCGACAAUGGUUCUUCUUUAGCCCCAGAGAUCGAAAAUAUCCGAAUAGUGGCAGAACAAACAGAGCAACCAAACAUGGCUACUGGAAGGCAACUGGAAAGGACCGUACUAUUACAUGUAAUUCUCGUGAUGUUGGUGUUAAGAAAACCCUAGUCUUCUAUAAAGGACGUGCACCUACUGGGGAACGAACUGAUUGGGUGAUGCAUGAGUAUACUAUGGAUGAAAUGGAAUUGUCAAGAUGCCAAUCUGCACAGGAUUAUUAUGCACUGUACAAGGUGUUUAAGAAGAGUGGACCUGGGCCCAAAAAUGGGGAGCAAUAUGGUGCACCGUUUAAUGAAGAGGAUUGGGCUGAUGAUGAAUGCGUUGGAACUAAUCUACAUGUUGAGCAGGAAAAAUCUGGGAAGAAUGUAAGUGAUGUUGGGCUUAUUGAUGAUCCAAAACCUAAUGAUGUGUUGCCUCCCCCGAUAGAUGGUCUUGAGGAAUUCCUGAAGCAUAUUGCAGAUGAACCUUCACUUACAGAAUUGCUUCCCGUUGAUAAUAGUUAUGUGGACAAGCUGGUUGGUAACGAGGAUACUGCAAGUGUUCUGCUGGAUCACGCUGCAGGGGAGGUUUAUUUGCCAGUGCAAACUGCUACUCUUUUUUCUGUCCCACCACUGCAUAAUGAGCAAGACAACUUCGAUUCGAUACAUUCAGGGACAUUGCAGCCACAAUUUCAUGAAGCAACUGAGGUCGCAUCUGCUCCUGUAAGUGAAAGGAACCCUAAAGUAGUGGAAGAGGACUUCCUUGAAGAUUUUCUGGAGAUGAAUGACCUUGAUGGUCCAGAACUCAGUGUUAACCAGAACUUUGAUAAGCCAGCGGAGAACCUGGGGAGCCAGCAGUUCGUUGAUUUUGAUGAUGGACUGAAUGAAUUCGAGCUCUACCAAGAUGCAGCUAUGUUCCUUCAUGAUAUGGGGGCUAUUGGAGUGGGUCAAGGUGCUGAACAAGCUGCAAAUCAUGUGGCAAAUGGCAUUAUAAACCCACUCUCUACUGAUUUUGGUGAUCAAAUGAUUAACAACCAGCAGUCGUAUUUGAAUGAGGGUAAUGAAUUCAACCACCAGUUAUGGAGCCAUGAUCUAAGGUGUAGCACAGUGAACCCGACUGAAGCAAGUCAGAAUGCCAACCUUCCAUUGACUUCAGGUGUGGUUUAUGGUAAUCAUUUGGAGAAUCAUCCUGUGGGAGCGAAUUUGAAUCAGAAUAAUAUACAGGAUGAUGCUACAAAUUCAAGCUUCUCUUCCGCUCUAUGGGCCUUUAUGGAAUCUAUACCAGCCACUCCUGCUUCAGCUGCAGAAAGUGUUCUGGUGAACAAGGCCUUUGAGCGAAUGUCUAGCUUCAGAAGACUAAGAUUAAAUGCCCGAAACGUUAAAGUUGCUUCAGGUAAUACCUCUGCAACUUCAAGGCGUUCCGGCAAGUCUAAAAAUGGAUUAUAUAGAUUAAUUUGUUUUUCUUUACUUGGAGUGUCGUGUGCUAUCUUAUGGAUUUUCAUAGGAGCCUCAUAGUUGCAGGGAGAAACUCUUGCCUUUACUUUGGCAUCUUAAUGAAAUCAAGGGAAAUCAAUAUAGUUUACAAAUAAAAUCUCA
This is a messenger RNA of Ipomoea triloba (trilobed morning glory), 1950 nucleotides long. RefSeq names its product NAC domain-containing protein 17-like. Bases 133 to 1869 code for a protein of 578 amino acids. Gene Ontology annotation, molecular function: DNA binding. Gene Ontology annotation, biological process: regulation of DNA-templated transcription. The record is from RefSeq and is a predicted model, not a curated record. Lineage: Eukaryota; Viridiplantae; Streptophyta; Magnoliopsida; Solanales; Convolvulaceae. The transcript is spliced from 3 exons.